Molecule: messenger RNA, 1863 nt
Organism: Selaginella moellendorffii
Lineage: Eukaryota; Viridiplantae; Streptophyta; Lycopodiopsida; Selaginellales; Selaginellaceae
Product: pentatricopeptide repeat-containing protein At4g02750-like
Exons: 1
Coding region: 1-1863 (620 amino acids)
Biological process (GO): RNA modification
Molecular function (GO): protein binding; RNA binding
Source: RefSeq, a predicted model, not a curated record
AUGACUUGGGAUAGAACGCAAUGCAUCGACCUCAUCAAGUCUUGUAACUCGCUCUCUAGCGCCAAAUCUCUCCACUCGCGCCUCCAGCUCUCGUUCGAAUCGGAUGUCUACGUGCUCAACCGGGUCGUGCAGAUGUAUGGGAAAUGCGGGGGCGUGGAGCAAGCCUGGAUUGUGUUUGAUGGCAUCCAGAACAAGAACGAUUUCUCGUGGUUUGCGAUGCUAGGCGUUUACAUCCAGAAUGGGAGAAUUGCGCAGGCCGAGUCGUUCUUCGAUUCGAUGCCGCGGUGGGAUCUGUUUGUGUUGACGUCGCUUCUUGUUGCAUUUGCCCGAUCUGGGAAUUUGCCAAAAGCCAAGGCCUUGUUUUACCAGAUGCCUGAAUGGGAUGUUCUCUCCUGGAACUCACUUCUUUCCAUGUAUGCGAAAAAUGGAAACCUUGUUAAGGCAAAGGAUGUCUUUGAUAAUAUGGAAGAAAGAAAUCUCUCCUCUUGGAACUCGUUACUAUCUGCUUAUGACCAAAACGGGCAUCUUGAAGAAGCUAGAUCAGUGUUUAAUACCAUGCCUGAGCGAAGCAUGGUAUCUUUCUCUGCCAUGCUAGCGGCAUAUUCCAGCCAAGGGCACAUUGAAGAGGCGAGAGCGCUGUUUGAUUCUCUCCCGGAGAGGGAUAUGGUGACGUAUACAACGAUGCUUUCGGCAUAUACGCAUCACGGGCAUCUUCACGAGGCAGCAUCUCUCUUUGGCAGAAUGGACGUCCACGAUCUCGUGUCAUCCACGGUCAUGCUGGGAGCGUUUGCUCAAAGAGGAAAUGUUACAGCCGCCAGGAGAAUAUUCGACACAAUGGAGCAACGGGACUUGGGAUCCUUCAAUGCAAUGAUCUCUGCUUACGUGCAAAACGGGCAUCUCGACAAUGCGAGGUAUUUGUUCGACCGUAUGGAAGUGUGGAAUAUGGUGACGUGCUGUACCAUGACAACAGCAUAUGCCCAAACUGGGCAUCUUGAAGAAGCAAAACACGUAUUUGAGAAUAUGCCCGAUCAGAAUGUAGUGACGUGUAAUUCCAUGCUGUCAACUUAUGCCGCAAACGGCCACGUGGAGGAAGCUAAGCAGGUGUUUGAUUCGAUGCCUGAGACUGACGUGAUCUCAUACACUGCCAUGCUUUCAGCAUAUUCCCAGAACGGGCAUCUCGAUGAGGCGAGGAGAUUCUUUGAUUGGAUGGGAGAACGCAAUGUGGUGUCCUGGAAUGCAAUGGUAUCGGCGUAUUCGCAAGCUAGGAAUCUAGAGAAAGCCAGGGAAGUCUUUGAUAGGAUGGACGUGAGGGACUCGGUGACGUGGACUGCUAUGCUGGCAGCAUAUUCCCAGAGAGGUCAAAUGCACCAUGCCCAGAAGCUCUUUGACCAGAUGCCUGAAAGAUCAAUGGAGGCGUGGACGUGUCUCAUCGGUGGGUAUGCACAGAAUGGGCAUCCCAACAAUGCUUUGGAAUUAUUCCCAGAGAUGAAUGCACUUAACACCACACCCGACGAGAUCUCUUUCAUUUGUGUGCUUCUCGCCUGUAGCCAUGCUGGAAAAGUAUACAAUGGUCGAAGCUGGUUCUUGUCAAUCACAUUGGAUUUCCAAAGAAGUCCUGGGAAGCUACAUUAUAGCUGCAUGAUCGAUCUUCUUGGCCGUGCUGGAUACCUCGACCACGCAAGAGAUCUGAUCAAGGGCAUGCCUUUUGCUCCGGAUGCACUGGAUUGGAUAUGCUUGCUUGGGUCUUGUAGAGCUCACAAAAACGCCCAAAUUGGAUCCCAUGCCAUGGAGGAGGUGAUUGCACUGAAUCCAAAGAAUGCAGCAGCAUAUACCUUACUUGCCAACACAAAUUUUGAUUCCUAA